Besnoitia besnoiti is the source of this 1335-nucleotide messenger RNA. Its product is annotated as coenzyme q (ubiquinone) biosynthesis protein coq4 protein. The coding region runs from base 1 to 1335 and encodes 444 amino acids. The record is from RefSeq and is a predicted model, not a curated record. Gene Ontology annotation, biological process: ubiquinone biosynthetic process. Lineage: Eukaryota; Apicomplexa; Conoidasida; Eucoccidiorida; Sarcocystidae. The transcript is spliced from 7 exons. Gene Ontology annotation, cellular component: mitochondrial inner membrane.
AUGGAGGGAGGCGUGCUUCUUCGGGGAGCGAUGCUCACGCGCUCGCGCGUGCGUCUCGCUGAGCGAAGUCAGGCGGCUUUCCAGCGACAGUUCGAGCUCUUUCACAGCCCUCUCGUCCCCCUGUCUCCUCCUGCGCGGGCCUGGGGGGCUACGCCUGCGCCGCCGUCUGCCCCCUCUCCUUCUUCUUCCUCGCCUCCCGCCCCGGCCUUUGCCUGCGCCGCACUGCCUCCUUCUUCUGCACCUUCCUCGCGGCUCGUCUGGGACUUUGAGCGUUCGUUUCUCCCGCCGUCUGACGGCGGCGCGCUCGACAGGACAGACCGCGAUGGUGAGGCCGCGCGGGCUGUCCCUGCCGCUGCGGCUGCGUCGGCCCCCUCUGGCUUGGCGUCAGCUGCGGCGGGUUUCGGCGCGCAGCUGCUGCGCGACUUGCAGCGCGCCUCGCUGCGCCUCCUGCGAAAGUCUGAAAUCGCCGCGAAAGCCGCCUACGGCGCCCUCGCGCGGCCCACAGAGGAUGAGCACGUCGCAACGCUCUCAGAAGUAACCAGCGACGGCGCGCUGGAGCGACUCCACCGACAGAUGUGGGAGCACCCGGACGGGCGACGCAUUCUAGAGAAGAAGCCGCUGCUGGACGAUCGCUUCCUCGACUACGCCGCGCUUCGGAAACUUCCGCAACACACGCUCGGCUGGGCGUACAUGCAGUUCAUGGACGGGAACGAACUGCACGCGGGCGCGCGGCAGCCGGUGCGCUUCGUGGACGAUCCCGAGCUCUCCUACGUCCUCACUCGAUACAGACAACUUCACGACUUCAUGCAUACCAUAUACGGCGCUGGCAUUUCUGUGGCGGCGGAGGUCGCGCUGAAGCUCAUUGAGUUUCGACAGACGGGACUUCCGAUGACCUUGUUCGCCUCGGUCUUCGGGUCGCUGGCGACUCCGGUGCUGCAGCUGCACGUUCCGGCUGCCGCGACGGACGGGCGGGUGGUCGGUGCAGCGCUCGCGGGGAAGAUGCGUCGGAUUCAAACGGGGGAAGAAGCCUCCACUUUCUCGAAAGUGAACGCCUCUGUGCACCUCGUGGUCGAGGACGCAGCGGCGGGGCUCGACGGCGCAGAUCGAGAAAGAGAGACCCGCACGGCGCGCGGCGAACGGGUGCUGUACCCGCGCCACGCCCUGCUCACGGAGCUUCUGCCUUGGGCGUGGGCGGCCGCUGAUGCAGUGAAGGUUCCGCUUCAUCUGGUCUACGUCGAGGAGUGGCUCGAGCGCCCGCUGGACGACCUGCGCCGGCACUGCGGCGUCCUUCUUCCUCCGGCGCACCUUGCUCCGCACUUCGCCUUCAAAGUUUAA